AUGGAAAAUAUGUUAUUCUUGUGGAAAAUAGCCUGCAUAUUAAUUAUUUCACCUUAUGCCUCAGAGGCCGCCAGUCUUGUAUGUUACAAGGGGUCAAUAAGGGAUUUUAAAGAACUGUCUCUCAAGGAAAGUCCACAAUUUGUUGCCAAAGAUUUGUCUGAUGCCUUAGAAGGAAUGAAUUCUCGGGGUUUCAACAUAGAUAGUCUUUACCUAAUAGGACAUUCAGAGGGUGCUCACCUUGCUGGAAAUGUAGGAAAGAAUUUGAAAAAGUCAGGAAUCACCAUUUCGAGAAUCACCGGCCUCGAUCCUGCGAAACCAGCAAUCGAGAACUUUCUGAAAAAGGGAGAUGCUGAUAUGGUGGAUUGUGUGCACACAGAUCCCAAUUCCUUUGGCACUAAUAAAGCUAUCGGCGAUAUCGACUUUUGGGUCAACUAUGGGUGCAAAGUUCAGCCCGGCUGUCAGAAAAAUGCUGUGCCGUUUACUCCCCCAUUUCUCUGCAGUCAUAAACGUGCGUUAAGAUACAUGGCCGAAGCAAUACUGAACUCGAGUCUUCAAGGUAGGAAAGCUGCCACUUACGAAGAAUUUACACAAAGUAGUGACACCCCAGAUCUGAAUAAUGUAAACAUCGUUGGGUCCGACAUCAAACCGAGUGUUACCGGCAACUUCUACUUGUGUACGAAUGCAGAACCGGAAUACGGAAGAGGCCCCGCUGGAAUGAACCCUUCAAGUUGCACAUGUCCCACAACAUAA
This is a messenger RNA of Arctia plantaginis, 750 nucleotides long. Lineage: Eukaryota; Metazoa; Arthropoda; Insecta; Lepidoptera; Erebidae. The record is from the annotation of a GenBank genome assembly.